AUGGCUAGCAAUAACACAGAAGAGCCAAAGGUGGAUGGCAAGUUGCUCGACGACUUUUUCGACAGUAUCGGAAACAAAGCCGAAAAACUUAGCAAUGACACGGCUGUCGCAAAUGGCGUUGACUCAACGCAACCGCAGGAGGACCAGAGAAUCGUCGACGAGAUUGAGAGUCUGUGUAUGAAUUGUCGCGAGAAUGUAGGUCUCCCGCAAUCCUGAGUCGUUCUGCAUUUCUGACGUCUAUGCAAUAGGGCAUUACCAGACUCCUCCUAACCAGAAUUCCCUUCUUCCGCGAAAUCAUAAUCAUGUCCUUCUACUGCCCGCACUGCAACUUCAAAAACUCGCAGAUCCAAUCGGCGGGUGAGAUCCAACAGAAAGGCUCGCGCUUUGAACUCCGUCUCACGGCGCCCGAGGACUUUGCGCGGUCCAUCGUUAAAUCUGAUACCUGUGUCGCGAAAUUUAUCGAGCUUGAUAUCGAGGUCCCAGCCGGGCGGGGACAGAUGACGAAUGUGGAGGGAUUAUUAUCAAUGAUUAUGGAGGAUUUGGAGAUGCAGCAGCCGCAGAGGAAGGAGCAGGUUCCUGAGGUAUGGGCGAAGAUUGAGGAGAUCCUUGCGAAGGGACGGAAGAUGAUUCAAGGGGAAAGCUUCCCGUUCAGAGUCAGUCUUGACGAUCCGGCAGGAAACUCGUGGAUUGAGCCGGAUCAGAAGGAUGGAGUUGGGAAGUGGAAUAAGGUCGAGUAUGCGAGGACACCGGAACAGAACGAGGAACUGGGUCUUGGUGGAAACGAGGAAGAGGAGAGCAAGGAUGAGACUGAGACCAAACCACAUGUUGUUGGACAACCAUCAUUAGCCAACUUCGAAGACGACGAUGUGGUUGUGAACGAGGUCUAUUCUUUCCCCGCUGCAUGUCCGGGUUGCGCGCACCACUGCGUUACUCAUAUGAAGAUGGUUGAAAUCCCCCAUUUCAAACAAGUAAUCAUCAUGAGCACCGUUUGCGAACUCUGCGGCUACCGCUCAAACGAAGUCAAAACCGGUGGUGCAAUUCCCGAAAAAGGCAAGAAGAUCACGCUCAAAGUCGAAAACUCCACCGACCUAGCAAGAGAUAUCCUCAAAUCGGAAUCCUGCGCCCUCGAAUGUCCAGAACUGUCUCUCUCCGUCAACCCCGGUACCUUAGGAGGAAGAUUCACGACCGUCGAAGGUCUCCUGACAAAUAUCCGCGACGAUCUCAAGGCACAGAUUUUUGAUGUGGGUGAUGAUUCAGGUGCUGGUGGUGACUCUUUACCAUCCGAGACGAAAGCCAACUGGAAGAAAUUCUUUGACGGCAUUGACGAGGCGAUCAGGGGAGAGCGGAAAUUUACUGUUAUCCUGCAGGAUCCGCUCGCGGGAAGCUAUGUUCAGAAUUUGUUUCUUCCUGAGAAGGAUCCGCAGAUUGAGGAGGUGGAGUAUGAUAGGACGGAGGAGGAGAAGGAAGAUCUGGGGCUGCUGGAUAUGGUGACGGAGGGGUAUGAAGAGGCAGAGAAGAAGAAGGUGGAAGAUGAGAAGGCCGGAGUGAUAGAGGGGGAAAAGGUAGAGGUUAGUAAUGGUUAACAAACAUAAGGUGGUACAAUAGAAAAAGUUAUAUCCCCCUG
Messenger RNA from Hymenoscyphus albidus, 1624 nucleotides. Lineage: Eukaryota; Fungi; Ascomycota; Leotiomycetes; Helotiales; Helotiaceae. The record is from the annotation of a GenBank genome assembly.